AUGGCGACGGACGGGAUGGUGCUCACCAACCACGACCAUCAGACUCGAGUGGGGAUUUUGACAGUUAGUGACAGCUGUUUCAAGAACUUGGCUGAGGACAGGAGUGGAGUCAACCUGAAGGACCUGGUCCAUGAUCCCUCACUGCUAGGAGGAGUUAUAGCAGCCUACAAGAUCGUUCCAGAUGAGAUUGAUGAAAUCAAGGAAACUCUUCUGGAGUGGUGUGAUGAACAGGAGUUGAAUCUCAUUCUUACUACUGGAGGAACUGGCUUUGCACCACGAGAUGUUACACCUGAGGCCACCAGAGAGGUGAUAGAACGAGAGGCCCCAGGUAUGGCUCUGGCCAUGCUGAUGGGAUCACUCAAUGUUACACCACUAGGCAUGCUGUCCAGGCCGGUGUGUGGUAUUCGUGGUAAAACUUUGAUCAUCAACCUGCCAGGGAGCAAGAAGGGCUCUCAGGAGUGUUUUCAGUUCAUCUUGCCUGCUCUGCCACAUGCCAUCGACCUACUACGAGAGGCCACAGUCAGAGUUAAAUCCACACACACCGCCCUGGAACAGCUGCCCUCCACUUCCCCUUUGCUGGCCAACACACACACAAACACUCACACCAACACACACACCAUGGAGCGCGGCACCCAGUGUGAGGAAGAAGAAGACGAGGAGGAGGACCGGAGGAGAGGUCAACAUGUGCACAACCACCACCUUCCCCAGCAUGGCUCCUCUCACAUCACCGCAGCUGCUAUCGCUGCCAAGACAAGCCAUGCUGUGGUCAUGGCUAAGGGGGGUCCAUAUCUGCCCGGAAACACACCCGCCCCAUCCACUCAUUACACGUGCUCCUGUACUCAUGACCAGCAGAUCCCGGACUCGAUCAUUUCUCGAGGCGUUCAGGUGCUUCCUCGAGAUUCGGCCUCUUUAAGCUCCACCCCUUCCGAGUCACCACGGGCAACACAGGCAACCUCCCGCCUUUCCACCGCCUCUUGCCCGACACCCAAGGUUCAGUCACGAUGUGGCAGUAAUGAGAACAUUCUGAGAGCCAGCCAUAGUGCAGUGGACAUCAGUAAAGUGGCACGUCGUCAUCGCAUGUCCCCGUUCCCAUUAACGUCAAUGGACAAAGCCUUCAUCACUGUUCUAGAGAUGACACCUAUUCUGGGAAUUGAAGUCAUUAACUACAGAGACGGUUUGGGUCGUGUGCUUGCUCAGGACAUCUACGCCAAAGACAACCUUCCGCCGUUCCCUGCCUCCGUUAAAGAUGGUUAUGCUGUACGAGCUGCUGAUGGCCCAGGAGAUCGCUUCAUCAUGGGAGAAUCACAGGCUGGACAACAGCCCACCCAUACAGUGAUGCCAGGUCAGGUGAUGAGGGUGACGACCGGGGCUCCUAUUCCUUGUGGAGCUGAUGCUGUGGUCCAAGUAGAAGAUACAGAGCUGCUGAGGGAGUCUGAGGAUGGCACAGAAGAGUUGGAGGUGAGGAUUAUGGUCCAGGCCCGUCCCGGGCAGGACAUCAGGCCAAUAGGUCAUGACAUCAGGCGAGGGGAGUGUGUGUUGGCUAAAGGAACACACAUGGGCCCAUCAGAGAUUGGCCUGCUGGCUACAGUGGGAGUGACUGAGGUCAAUGUGCACAAGUUUCCUGUGGUGGCUGUCAUGUCCACUGGAAAUGAGCUGUUGAAUCCAGAGGAUGACCUCCACCCAGGGAAGAUCAGAGACUCUAACCGCUCCACUCUUCUGGCCACCAUUCAGGAGCAUGGAUACCCUACCAUCAACCUGGGCAUCGUUGGAGACAACCCUGAUGACCUGCUGUCCGCUCUCCAUGAGGGAAUCAGUCGUGCCGAUGUCAUCAUCACCUCAGGAGGUGUGUCCAUGGGAGAGAAGGACUACCUAAAGCAGGUGCUGGAUAUUGACCUGCAUGCUCAGAUCCACUUUGGACGAGUCUUUAUGAAGCCAGGUCUUCCAACUACCUUUGCCACAGUUGACAUUGAAGGAGCACGGAAACUCAUCUUUGCCCUGCCAGGUAACCCAGUGUCUGCAGUGGUGACAUGUAACCUGUUUGUGAUUCCUGCUCUGAGGAAGAUGCAAGGCAUCCUGGACCCUAGACCUACUAUUAUUAAAGCUAGGCUUUCCUGUGAUGUUAAACUGGAUCCCAGACCAGAGUACCACCGAUGUAUUCUCACCUGGCAUCACCAGGAGCCAUUGCCCUGGGCACAGAGCACAGGCAACCAGGUAUCCAGCAGGCUAAUGUCAAUGCGUAGCGCUAACGGCCUGCUGAUGUUACCUCCUAAAACAGAGCAGUAUGUGGAACUUCAUAAGGGUGAGGUUGUGGACGUCAUGGUAAUCGGACGGCUAUGAUGCAGACUUCAAUGUCACUCACUACCGAUUACCAUGGCAGUGCCAGGACUUUCUGUCUGGACAGGAAUUAGGGGCAGGAAGUGAUGCAUGUCUACCUGGUCACCAUUAGCUGUGAUGUCAUAUGCAACAGCCAAUUGGAGCCAGCGCAGGCUGAAUCCUCAUUGGUUUGCUCUGAGGAGGUCACUGUAUUUCAAUGGAGAAAAAAUGUGAAAACAUAUAUAUAAAAUAUGAGAUUUAUUCUGUAAUAUUAUUAUUACUAUCCUGAUUAUAAUGAUUAUUAUUAUUCUUAAUUAAUAUUCUAUUUAUUAUUAUUGAUUGACUAUUAUCAUCUUAGUAGUAAUCAUGCCCUCUUCUCUCCUGUUCAUUUUCUUUGUGCGUUUAACAUGUUUCCCUGGUAGAUACAGAGAUGUAGAAACUUCCCUCUCCUUCCUCCAUUUCUCCUGACCCUUUUGCCCUUUUCUCCCCCUCCUUUCUCUUCUUCUUCUGCUUCUUUCGCUCCUCUAGCAUUCCUCUAUCCAGAUAUAGAAACUUCUUGAUUACCCAUCCCUGCAGUAUACUACAUCUCCUCCUGCAACACACUGACCCUAAAACCAGUAUUGACAGAUAUAUGAACUAAAGGCUUAUGAAGACAUCUUUUGAUUUGAAGCUACUGAUAUAGCAGAUAUAACACUUUCAAACCAUACUGAAACACUAAAGCUCAUCAUGACUCUCAGUGAAAGCCACGAAACUCUUGUAAGUGGGUCAUUGGUUCAGCUUUAAGGCAGGGUGAGGCAGGACUUAAAUCCUCCCUCAAGGAAUUCUCUGUGCCGACAUCAAAUAUGAACAAAAUCAUUAUAAUAUAACACACAAUGACUUUUUGGAUCUAUAGUUAUAUCAGAUUUGGGCCACACUGGCAAUAUUAAUAUUACGCUAACCCUGCAUUCAAGUGAUGUUGGAUAUACAUGAGUUUAAGGUUUACACCAUAAUGCUACAUUACGAAAUGCUGACUUAGACAGUCUUCGAUAAAUGUGGUUUUUGCACUUUAAAACUAUUAAAAGAUGAUGCUGACUUGAUUCAAUAUUUUACAUAUGGUCAUAAAAUCCCAGGAAAAGACUAAAACCAACAAUAUGUUUGUGUUAGUCUAUAUCUUAGUACUGUCUGACUUCCCUACCCUGUCUGUGGCUCUCAACCACAAGCCAAUUGGAUGGCUAGAGGAGAUCCACUAAUCUCCACCACACACUUUGUUAAAACAGGUCAGAAACAUUUAGCUACAACUUUUAAAAAGGCUACUGCUGAGCUACUUUCAGCGGCAGAUUGAUCAGCAUUUGGUGUUUUGAGUAUUUCUGGCAGCAGGAUGGUAUAUGUUGAAUUGAGUGAAAAUAAACUACAGUGUAGGUUUUCAUGGCAGUGAAGAAACAUGUCACCCAGUGCAGUAGGGUGGCUCAUUGAUGUGUUUUAAUAGGUUUUGGACAACAAUGUAGCUCUGUGGCACAGAGGAAUAAGCAAUGUCAAGCUUUGGAUCCACGCACAAUACUUGUUAACAGGAUCAAUUUAUUGUUGGUUUUGGUCUUUUCAUGGGACUUGGUAAUACCAAGAAAAAUAUAUUCUUUCAGUAGCCAAAGAUUACUAUACUUAGUUGACAGCUAGUCUCAAAGGCUGGCUUCAUUUUUGGCUAAUCAGUAACCUCCAUCUUUUUCCAGUUUUUACCCAUAAACCACACAAACAUGAACGAAAGAACAUGAAUGAGUUGAGAAAGACUAUAUUUUAACUCAAAGAAACUCUGACCUGACAUCACUUGAAAGCAGGGUGUCACAUUCAGGUGCUCAUAAACUAUACAACUGGUGUAUUUAUACCAUGACAGUGUUAAGGUGCUUGUUAAAGUGAAAAAAAUCAAUACAGUUCAAGGCUGUAGAUCAAAACACAUCAUUUGACUGCUCUUCUCUCAAUGUACUGUAUGUAGUCUGAGCAACUCUGAGAAAUAUAGAAACCUUUUGUGAUAUUUAACCCACUGUUGAUUAAACACUGACCUUAAGUUGUUUACCAAUUAACAAGGACCAUUCAAAUGCAUCAUAUGCAGUCUAUGAGUCCCAGGCAUUCACCAGUGCACCAUACCUUAACCCCUCUAGUUCAUCUGAUUCUUCCUAUCAGUGUGAUCAGUGGCAAACAAACCCACAUGGUCAAGGGUAUAAUUUUGCAUUCAGGUCAUAUUGGAAUAUUUGGUACAAUGCUGUGGAGCAUAUUUGAAUUUAAUGAUACGUCACCAAGAUGACAUAAUUGAUGUUUUUCCUAGAUGUCAGUUCCUGCUGCUGUUCUUCUUGUUUCAGUUACUCCAAGAAAGAUAAUGUGAACAUUAUUUCCGGAUAAGAAUCUCAUGUCCACUAUCUUUCCUCUAUGACCCAAAUACUGCAAUAGUUAGUAGUUCUGAACUUUGUCCCCUCUCCUUAUAAGCUGAGGCAGUCUUCCUCCAACUCUCCCCUCAAUCCUUUCUUUUAUCAUCAUCUUCCUCUUUUCCUCCCCACCCUCUUCACAAUUGCAUGCCCAUUAAGGGGGCCGUGUCUUUCACUUUGGGCAGGAUUGAUUCCAGGUGUGAGACCAGGGUGCAGCACCUGGGCGUGGCUUCUGAUCUGACUAAAUGUUACAUAUAUGAUAGUUCUUGAUGUGAUUAUUGGUGUGUACGAACAGUUUUCAAAGUCCAGGCUCUGGUACCAACACUGUCUUCUUAUUUUUUCCUCUGGCUCAGAUGUUAGAAACUUCCCAGUUACCUCACAUGCACCAUAUAUCUAUCAGUGGCUCAUGCUGGGUUCAUGUCAUGUACUACAAAGUGGAAAAACAGGGUGACAUUUUUUGCAAGAGUUGAAAGGCAGGCAUUAAUUCACUGGAGGGCCCACAUGCAAAUUAAACAAAGUAUUGAAUUAAAACACUUAUUACAUUUUUUUCCCACAUUAGAUAGCUCCUACUUACGGUAAACCUUUUGUGACCUGAUGCAGCAUCAAAGCAUGUCCUGUCACCUGCCCAAGGAGGAGCAAUCAAACCCAGAUAGAUUCAUUUGAGUAAGAAGAAGCAGAUUAUUGUUAAACUGCCUUUGUACUGAGUGAUUCGUAACACGGGACUGAACUCAGUGUCACACUGCACAUACUAUAAACUAUGACCAGCACUUGUAAUGAAGCAAUGACACAGCAUUCUACUACUAGUGUAUAAACAUGUUUAAAGAGGAUGUUUUUUUCUGUGAUGAUAUUAUCAAAACUGAAGAUUAAUUAAUAAA
Messenger RNA from Xiphias gladius (swordfish), 5578 nucleotides. RefSeq names its product gephyrin a (gene gphna). Gene Ontology annotation, cellular component: dendrite; postsynaptic membrane; cytosol. Gene Ontology annotation, molecular function: molybdopterin molybdotransferase activity. Gene Ontology annotation, biological process: establishment of synaptic specificity at neuromuscular junction; gamma-aminobutyric acid receptor clustering; postsynaptic neurotransmitter receptor diffusion trapping. The coding region runs from base 1 to 2337 and encodes 778 amino acids. NCBI's taxonomy places the organism in Eukaryota, Metazoa, Chordata, Actinopteri, Istiophoriformes, Xiphiidae. The record is from RefSeq and is a predicted model, not a curated record. The transcript has 24 exons.